Molecule: messenger RNA, 1664 nt
Organism: Symsagittifera roscoffensis
Lineage: Eukaryota; Metazoa; Xenacoelomorpha; Acoela; Convolutidae
Exons: 12
Coding region: 111-1664 (517 amino acids)
Biological process (GO): cellular component organization
Molecular function (GO): actin binding
Source: RefSeq, a predicted model, not a curated record
UUAAAUUGAUUUUGUCCGCCGAUGUUUUAAGUAAUUUAGCUACCACCCAGUUUUUAUCAAGUUAUGAACUGCAUUUCAUAGUUCAAUACGUGUGAGAAGUUGCAAUAAGUAUGGCGAGUGUGGCGUACAAUGGGAGCAUGUACAGUUUGAUCUCGGGGGAGGAGGAUGAUGGGAUGUUGGGGGAGGGGUGCGUGGAACCAGACAUGAGUGCAGAAGAGGUAGUGAGACUGUUGCUCAGCCCAGUUGACUACGAGAACGAAUACGAACACCACAGAUAUAACCUUUUGAGUGACCUGCUGAAUGGGCUGCAGCCUGAUGAUGUGGUGUCAGAGGAGUGGGUGAUGCAGUUCGUGGACAACGAGGGCAUCCAGAUACUCCUCGCUAAACUACUCGAGAUCUCUAAGCGUUACGACAAAGAGGACAUGACAAUCUUCGCAACUCUGGUGCCGCUCUCUUCCGUCCUGCGCUCCCUCAUUGGCUACCAGGCAUUCCUCCAGUUCUUCAUCGCCAGGGCCUCAGACCCAGAGGUCAUAGGAGUGACCGCCAAGGUGAUGAUGUCCAAUUCACUCAUGUGCAGAAGGGAGGUUGUACAUCUGCUCACCAACAUGAUGAUAGAAGAGUCCUCUUCAGUACAAUUCGUCACCAAGGUGUACAGUCUAAUCAACCGGACCUCUCUGAACACGUUUCCCUUCCAGCCCCUAGUGGAGGACUUCGGUCUUCAUAUGGGAGACAUAGAGUAUCUGGCAGAACUGCUCGCAUUCAUCAAUGCAUUUAUACUCUGCGAAGGCCACUACGAAGGGAGGAUGAAGCAGCGGGAGGCGUUUAUCAAGGCGGGGCUGAUCGACAUCUUCGAAAGUGACGAUUUCCAAGCAGUGGUGACUAAUUCGACGAAGAACAUCGGGGAGACCUCGGCUGCGGAGGCACUGAAGAUCCAGCUGGACUUCUUCGAGCAGCAGAUGGCAGAUGAUGAGACUCUCGCACUGGAACCUCUGCAGACCAUUCUGAUGCAGCUCCUCAACAGUGAGAUCUCGACAGAGACCAAAAUUAUUCUGAAUAACUUCCAGCAAAUAUCGGAAACAUACGCAGACGGUCAGUCAGAUUUCCUGAAGCUCUUCUUCCAGACACUGGUCCAGUUGAGCCAGGACUUUGCCAGGUGCGACAAUCCAGAGGAACUGAUUGCCAGAAUCAACAAGGGAAGCAGUGGCAACAAAAUAACUGCGAGCGCUAAUGAAAAAGGUGCUAAUGUUGAAACAGAGGAAAAAAAGGAGAACGACGACGAGGUGACAUCGAAUAAAAAGUCAGCGUCCAGGAUGUCCCUUCUGGUGAAUCUGCUGUCAGAUGCCAUAAAUGACGAAGAUGCAAAAAAGGAGCUUAACAGACAGCAAAAUGAAGAGCAAAUGGAUCCAGUGUUUCCUAAUCAAGACAUCAGCAGGAGGAUCAAAGAGCUGAGGAGUCCCAUGUUCAGAACGAGACACAGCUUCAUAGGAGGAGACAGCAAGAGCAUCUUCAGCGACUUAGUGACCACUCUUCAGUGCAACUACUCCGACAGCGCCGAAGGACUCUCGGAAGAUGACAUCCGAAACAGGGCCGCCAGUCUCAGCAGACUGUGGGAGCUCAGAAUGCGACGCGGAACGGAGUCGAGCGAAAUUAGGGAUCAAGUGUAA